CCUCUGUUCUUCUCUUUGUGCUCGACAGUCCAAGCUCUCCGACGGAACAAAGGUGGCGACCUCUAGCGGUCAAAAGUGGCGUCGCGGCGCAGCCCGUCCGCGGGAGACGGACCGAAACGCCGGACCGCAUUCCUGGAACUUGCGGCGGCGGGGGUUGAGGCCUGAGGGGGCGGCGCUUGUGAGUGCUCUCCACGCAUGUACAUACGCACGGACAUCAAAUCCUGCUGUGGUGAUAAAGAACGUGCGCGCGUGCCGUCGAUCGAGGUUGGACGCGCGUGCGUGGAUCCAAGAAAGCAGCCGAAGGUCGGCCUUGCUGAAUUUUCCGCUCGGGAGGAGCGCCCGCCGGCAGCGAGGGUCUCGCCGUGCCAGCAGGAAGCCGCCGGAGUAAGCGAGCGAGCAGAACCCCCCCCCGCCCGCCGUGGUUCCGAGAUGAGCGGGCUCCUGGCGCUGCUGCUGCUGCUCUUGCCGCCGCCAGCUGGUGGCAGCGUGGAGGUGAACGCCGGCAUGGAGGUGGCCAGGGGCCGCUCGGCCUUCCUGGCCAAGGAGCAGCUGCGGAUCCGGACGGGGGCCGGCGACCUCUGCAAGGUGGAGGUGGUCCUCAACCAGCCCAUCACGCAGCGAGUGGGCCGGCUCACGCCGCAGGUGUUUGACUGCGACUUCCCGCCGGAGGAAGUGGCCUACCGGCACAACGGAAGCCCCCUGCUGGACAGCGACCAAGUGCUACUGCGGGUCUACAGGUUGGGGCCGGCGGAGACGCAUGUGGAGUUGGUGGUCCUGCGGGUCCGCGUGGUGGACCGCUCGCCCCGCCUGGCAGACUUGGGGCCGACACCCCUGGUGGUCCCGGACUUCUACGCGCUGUCCAACGCCAUCGACCGCUCGGUCGUCAACAUCGAAGGCCGGGACGGCGCUGCCUGCGCCGUGCGAUUGGCCGCCGCCGCGGGAGCCCUGACCGCCGGUCGGCUGGUGCGAGAACGCCACGGCCUCGGCGGGAAAGGCGGCGAGGCGGCGGUGGCGGCCCACUGCCCCGGCAACCGAUCCUGCGCCGAGGAAGUGACUUACCUGAAGACCAGCUGUCAGGACUUCCUGAGUUCUGGCCUCAAGUACCAACACCUCAGCCCACCCUCGCCCGACCUGGACCACAUCGCCAUCACCGUGGAGCUGAGGGACCGGGAGAGCGGGGCUCCGCUGGAGACGGAGUCUCUGUGGCUGCCGGUCCGGAUCGUCGGGGCCACGCCCAACCGCCCGCCGCGGGCCGCCUUCAUGGCGUCCUUCAUCCUGGAGGUGGACCGGUUCGUCCUGACCCCCAUCACCACCGCCACGCUGGACGCCGAAGACCCCGAGGGCCCCCGGGACGGCUUGCUGUUCAACGUGACCGUCCCGCCCCCCCGGGGCUACGUCACCCACCUGGACGAGCGCACCAAGCCCGUGGGCUCCUUCAGCUGGUCCGACCUGCACCACCUGAAGGUGGCGUACCAGCCGCCCAACGUCAGCCGCCCCGCGCGGGACAACUUUCAGAUGGAGUUUCGGGCCGUCGACGCUUCGCACGCCACCAGUCCGCCCAUCGUGGUUGACGUGUCCAUCAGGGCGGCGGAGACCGACGCGCCCCGGGUGUCCUGGAACACGGGUCUGGACCUGCUGGAGGGUCAGUCGCGAGCCAUCACGUGGGCGGAGCUGCAAAUCGUGGACCGCGACAACAUCGACGACGUGGUCCUGGUGGCCGUGGACGGGCCCGCGCAUGGGCGCCUCACCGUCAAAGGCGCCAAGGCCUUUGCCUUUGGCGCGCGCGACCUGCGCUCGGGCCACGUGGCGUACCAGCACUCGGACGACGAGAGCACGCGCGACCACGUGGUGUUCCGCAUCAGCGACGGGCGCCACAGCUCGCGCCACAAGUUCCCCAUCAACAUCCUGCCGCGCGACGACGCGCCGCCCUUCCUGGUCAACAACGUGGCGCUGGAGGUGCCCGAGGGCGGCGCGCUCAGGCUCCGCCCCGCCGACCUCUUGGCCUCCGACCCGGACUCCCCCGACGCCCGCAUCCUCUUCAGGGUGGACGUCCCCCCGAGGGCCGGCCGCCUCGUCUCCAGGGCCGACCCCCGCGACCCCGGCCUUCCGGUCACGUCCUUCCUCCAGCGCGACUUGACUGGCGGUCUGAUCUUCUACCAACACUCGGGGGAGGAAAUCUUCGAGGACUCCUUCGAGGUGACGCUGGCCGACGCCCACGCCCCUCCCAACCUGUCGCAGGCUUACACGGUGGCGGUGGCGGUGUUCCCGGUGGACGACGGCCUUCCGGUGGAAGCGGACGGGAGCGUGCGCCGCCUGACGCUGAAGGAGACCCAAGUGGCCUUCAUCACCCGCGCGCACCUGCACUUCACCCACAGCGAACGCCCGGGGGCCCACCUCACCUACACCAUCACCCGGCCCUGCCACAGCCCCCGACGUCCCGGUUUGAUGGACGCCGGUCGCCUUUUCCUGGUGGACGGCGCGGCCGCCCUGAAGCGGGACCCGACGGCGCCGGCGCUCAAGUCCUUCACGCAGGUGGGUAGGCAAGAAGGUGACGCCGGGUGGCGGGAGAACGCUGACCGAGCGCGCGUUGCGUCGCGCCAGCACGCGGUGGACCACUUGAAGGUGGCGUACAUGCCGCCUCUGGAGGACAUCGGACCCGACCCGCUCGCCGUCCGCUUCGUCUUCUCCGUCAGCGACCGUCGCGGCGGCGCCGUGGCCGACCUGGACUUCAACAUCACCGUCACGCCCGUCGACGACCAGCCGCCCGAGGCUUUCGUCAAUCUCUUGCGCGUGGAGGAAGGCGGCGCGGCCUUUGUGACGGACGAGCACGUGCUGGUGCGCGACCGCGACACCCGCGAGCCGGACCUCAAAGUGGCGCUGGAGCGCCCGGCGCGCCGCGGACGUCUGGAGCUGCGAGGGCGGAGCCUGCGACCCGGAGAUGCUUUCACGCUUGCCGAUCUGAGAGGACUCGCUGUCAGGUACGUCCACGACGACUCGGAGAGCAGCGAGGACGACGUGGGCCUGCGUGUGACGGACGGCGUCAACUCCGUCCUGCUGGACCUGCAGAUUCACGUGUUGGCGGUGAACGACGAGCCCCCGCAGCUGGGCGCGGGCCUGCGCGGCGGGCUGCGUUGCCCCGAGGGCGGGCGCGUCCAGCUGACGGCCGACUACCUGCUGGCCACCGACCGCGACAGCGAGGACGCCCAGCUGAGCUACGCGCUGGCGCGGCGGCCCGCCAGGGGCGAGCUGCAGAGGGCGGGACUCGCCGUGGACAAGUUCUCGCAGGAGGACCUCCUGCGAGGUCUCGUCUUCUACGUGCACACGGGCGGCGAGAUCGGCCCCGCUCCCUCCUCCGACACCGUCACGCUCAUCGUCUCCGACGGCGACGCGGUCGGGCCGGACGGCUGUUGCCCCGGUGACGCCCCGCCCGUCCCGCCGCACAAGACGCUUCCCGCGUAUGACCUGGACGUCACGCUACUUCCUGUCAACAACAAAGUUCCCAGCGUCAUCCUGGGAGGCUCCGCCUUGGCGGUGGACGAGGGUUCGUGGGCGUGUCUGUGCGGGGGCAUCCUGGGGGCCUGGGACGCCGACAGCCCCCCCGCCGAGCUGACCUUUCACCUGGACGCCAAACCUCUGCACGGCUUCCUGGAAAACGUUCAACCGACGCCGGGAUACGAGAAGAGCAACGCGGGCGUGCCCAUAGAGUCGUUCAAGUUGGACGAGGUGGCGUCGGGCUUCAUCAACUACGUCCAAUCGGAGCACGAAGGGGCGGAGCCCACGGAGGACCGACUGCUGAUCAGCGUGAGCGACGGCCUCCACCGCUCGGCCUCGGCGCCCGUCCGCGUCCUCAUCAAUCCCGCCAACGAUGAGAAGCCGUCGCUGCGCCUGGCCGACUUUAGCGUGAAGGAGGGCGGCGCGCGGGAGUUGACCCCGUCCCUCCUGGACGCCUUCGACCUGGACGCCCCCGCGGACGAGCUGACCUUCAGCCUGGCGGGGGCGCCGGCGCACGGCGGCCUGAGGGCCGGCCCCUCCCUCCCCCGAGACCGGACGAGCGCUUCGCCGGCGGCCGUGACGUCCUUCACCCUGCGGCAGCUGCGCCAGGGCCUGCGCGUGUGGUACGCGCACGACGACUCGGAGACGCUGGAGGACCGUCUGAGCCUGCGACUGAGCGACGGCGUCCACUCGCUGAGCGCCAGCGCCGUCGUCAGCGUGCUGCCCGUCGACGACCACCCGCCCCGCCUGCUCAAGAACGCCGGCGCGCAGGCGGAGCCCGGCGAGCGCCGGCUGCUCUCCGCCGUGGUCCUCCAGGCCGAGGAUGCCGACACGCCCCCCCCGAAACUCUUCUACCUGCUCCACGCCGCGCCUCGCUUCGGACGACUGCAGCUGGAGAGCCCGACGGGCCCGACGGCGCUGGCGGCGGGUCACAACUUCACUCAGGACGACGUGGACGCCAACCGGCUGAACUACACGCCUCGCCGGCGCGGCGACGGCGACGACGACGGCGAGUUCCGAGGUCACGACAGUUUCCGCUUCAGCCUCAGCGACCUGGAACACCAAAGCUCCGCCCACACCUUUUCCAUCGCCAUCAGCGGCGCCCGCAAAGGCAACGUCUCCGUGUGGACGGGCGCCGUUCGCGUGGCAUCGGGCCAGCGCGUGCUCCUGAACACGGACUUCCUGCGGGCACAAGACGGCGGCGGCCGCCCGGACCGGCUGGUCUACACGGUGACGGCGGCGCCGCGCCACGGCCUUCUGCACGCCGCGGCGCGGCCCGGCGUGCCGCUGGCCACCUUCACGCAGAUGGACGUGGCCGCCCAGCGCGUCUGCUACACGCACGACAACGGGCAGCUCCACCGCAGCGACGCCUUCAGUUUCGUGGUGAGCAACGGCGAGCGCUCGCAAGCCGGCACGCUGCGUUUGUCCAUCGAGACGGCGGACCGCGUCCCGCCCACGCUGGAGGUCAACGCGGGCGCGCGAGUGCGCCAAGGCGGCACGGUGACCAUCGGCGCCGAGGUCCUGCGGCUGAGCGACGCCGGGACGCCCGCCUCCUCGCUCACCUUCGCGCUGAGCGAGCCGCCGCGCUACGGACGGCUACUGCUGCGGGGCGUCCCGCUCGGCGCCGACGUCUUCACCCAGGCCGACGUGGACGGCCGCCGCCUGGCUUACCGGCACGACGACCCCGCCGGCCGGGGCCUGAACGACAGCUUCCGCUUCCUGCCCGGGGACGGCCGCAACCGGGGCUACUUGAGAGACGGGCGGCUGAGGACCGAGCCGGCCGUCUUCGCCAUACACGUGGAGCGCGUGGACCGCUCGCCUCCCAUCCUGACCACGUUGGGGCGCCCCAGCGAGGUGAUCCGGCUGAGAGACGGCCGGCAAGCCCUCCCGAUCACGUCCGAGCACCUGCGGGCCGCGGACGAUCACAGUCCGCCCGACGGGCUCCAGUUUGCCGUGGUCACGCCGCCGCGCUUUGGCCACCUGGAGAACAUCCGCACCGGAGCCUACGUGCGGGGCCGUUUCACGCAGCGAGACUUGCAGCGCCGCUCGCUGGUCUUCGUGGUGCCCGCUGACGCCGACGUGACCGAAGACAGCUUGGUGUUCCGACUCAGCGACCCGGCGGGGAACGCCGCCCCGCCACAAACGUUGCAUCUGUCCUGGUCCCGAAUCGAGCUGUCGGCCAGCUGCUUCCGGAUCUGCGAGACGGCGGGAAGGCUUCAGGUCCAGAUCCAACGGCGCGGGAAGAGCGCCGACCCGGCGUACGUGGCCAUCCAGGUCCGGGACGGAUCCGCCAAAGCGGCUCGGGACUUCACGCACAGCACAGCCGGACUGAUACAGUUUGACCCAGGAGUCGACCGGAAAACGUGGAGCAUCUACCCGGAAGCCGACGGCCUGGAGGAGAAUGACGAGGACUUCACCGUCACGCUGCAGGACCCCAAGAACGCCGUCUUGGGGAGGAGGACCUCCGCCAGGGUGGAGAUCGUCGACCCCAGAGGAGGACGUUGCGAUUUGAGCAAGGGGGGCCAGGCCGAGGCCCCUCCCCCGUCGGCAGUUGCCACACCUCCUCCGGCAGUCACCGCGCCCCCAACGGCCGUCCCGGAUGCGGAUGCGGAGGCGGAGCGUUUUUUCGGGGAGACCAAACACCCUCCCCGAGGCGACGUCCCGAACCGCCGACCCUUCGCGGGCGAGGACGAUGAGGACGACAGCCCGGCAGAACCGCAAGACCGAGCGCAUCCCGGACACACAGACGAGCGAGUCGCCGGGAAGGCUGGACUCCAGGCAAGUAGAGUCGCUUUGGAACACGUUGGGAAAGUCGGGACGUUCCACAGUCUGUCUUCUCUGCGGUUGGAGGAGGUCGCGGACCCGCAGGCAGAUGGCGCCACCGAGAGGCACGGCCCAGGACACGCCCCGCCCGCGGGAAGCAGGAAGCGGGAGGCCGAGUCACUCCGGAGCAAAACGGGGAGGUCGCCGAGCGGCCGCUGUGAGGUUGGCUGGACUCGCCACGGGGGGCGCUGUUACCUGGCCGGCUCCACCGCCAGCAGCUGGGCGAGCGCCGAGCGCUCCUGCUCCGUCUUGCUGUCCAAUAGCAGCCUGCCGAGCGUGCGGUCCAGACGCCAACUGGGCUGGCUCUGGAGAUUUGGCGGCGAGAAACCCUUUUGGAUCGGCCGGUCCGAGGUGGCGGCGACCCGCCCAGGCCUUCCAAGCGCCUUCCGAGCACCGUGCUUGCUGGCGGAGAGCUCGUCCAGAUGGACGUCCGGUGGCUGCGACGCCGCCGCGCGACACGCCUUCAUCUGCGAGGCGCCGCCAAGCCCUCGCUGAGGCUCCGAGGCUCGCGGCCGCUCCUCCGACGACGGCGACGCUCCGUGGCUUUCUGACUUUUUAACCCUCGUAGUGCACCGCUUACGAUAAAUGUAAAAUGAUGUCUUUAAGGCCUUUGAUUCAAAGAGGGUUCUAAAAUGGCCUAGAUUUCAUGA
Messenger RNA from Hippocampus zosterae (dwarf seahorse), 6965 nucleotides. It is a transcript of the gene frem1b, whose product is annotated as Fras1 related extracellular matrix 1b. Gene Ontology annotation, biological process: cell communication. Gene Ontology annotation, cellular component: membrane. The record is from RefSeq and is a predicted model, not a curated record. The coding region runs from base 196 to 6810 and encodes 2204 amino acids. The transcript has 35 exons. NCBI's taxonomy places the organism in Eukaryota, Metazoa, Chordata, Actinopteri, Syngnathiformes, Syngnathidae.